GAGAUAAUAGAAGAGUGUGAACUAUUAAGCAGAACCCAUUCCUGGAACUUCGUGACAAGGUUAAUGAUGACAAGAACAUCUGAAGUCAUCAUCAAAUGUGCACCCUGAGGCGAGCGCUGGGUGGAGACUCCGGUGAGCCUUGGAGCGGCGAGCGCGGCAUGCCCGCAGCAUGGAUGUGAAGGAACGCAGGCCCUUCUGCUCGCUGACAAAGAGCAGGCGGGACAAAGAGCGCCGCGGCGCAGGCAACUCCGGCGACACCGAGGGCGACGAGUGCCGGGUGCCGACGCAGAAGUCCUACAGCUCCAGCGAGACGCUCAAAGCCUUCGAUCAUGACUCCUCUCGGCUCCUGUACGGAAACCGCAUGAAGGAGAUGGUUCACAGGGAGGCCGAUGAGUAUCCCCGGCAAGGGCAGAACUUCACCCUGCGGCAGCUUGGUAUAAGCGGGCCGGCCACUCGCAGGGGCCUGGCUUUCUGUGCGGAAAUGGGACUCCCCCACCACGGCUACCCGGUGGGCGGAGUUUGCGAAGUGGACGCCGACGCCGAGGGGGUGAUGCCCCAGGAGCGGGCCAUGCAUCUGUGGGGGAGGGGGGUGAAGUCGGACCGUAGUUCCUGCCGUUCAAGCCGCUCGAACUCAGCCCUCACCCUGACCGACACGGAGCUGGAAAACAAGUCAGACAGCGAGAACGGUUCUCCCAUGCCAUCCUCCUUACCCACUCCAUCAGUCACUGAGCAUUCACACUCCCAACCUCCAUCACCCAAUCUCCAUGACAACCAGAGGCAGUUGAUAAGUUCUGACUCUGGUCAACCAGUUCAGGAGUCAGAUGAUGAGUGCGCAGCCAGCCAGUGUUUACCACUAGCGCAAGGCCGAGUUUCUGCUUGCGAUGAAUUGCCAGUCUCCCAGCAAGGCCAGUCUACACUCCAGCCAGCCGUGCCUGCCCACAAACAGCACACGUCCAUCACCUCCAUCAACCGCAACUCCUUGACCAAUUGCAGGACCCAGACCCCGGCCCCCCCGGCCGCCCGCCCCGCCGAGCUGCAAACCACGCCUGAAUCCGUCCAGCUGCAGGACAGCUGGGUGCUGGGUAGCAAUGUGCCCCUGGAGAGCAGAAAAUUAGCAAAGCAAGCAGUUCUCGAAAAUGGGCAUGACAACCUAAUAGAGAUGGACGUAUUCACUCCAGUGUGCCACGACAGCGGGUAUGGGGAUGGGCACUUCCUCUUUAAGACAGGCUCGGGAACAACACCCCUGUUCAGCACGGCUACCCCAGGCUACACCAUGGCGACCGGGGCCGUUUACUCACCACCCACCCGACCUUUGCCCAGAAGCACGCUGUCCAGAAGCGCCUUCAAGUUCAAGAAGUCCUCCAAGCACUGCUCCUGGAGGUGCACUGCUCUGAGCGCGCUGGGCGUCUCUGUCCUGCUGUCCAUCCUGUUAUGCUACUGCAUAGUUAUGCACCUCCUGGGCCUCAACUGGCAGCUCCAGGAGACCGACGGCUACGCCUUUGAAAACGGACAGGUGAAGUCGAUGUCGACACCAACAAACGCAGUCACGGCGCUCUCCUCUGACGGCGGGAAGCUUGGUGUGUUCCUGCAAGAGAACAACACCAUCGACACGGGGGAGGUGGACGUGGGCCGCAGGGCAGCGCAGGAGGUGCCCCCGGGCGUCUUCUGGCGCUCGCAGCUCUUCAUCGACCAGCCGCAGUUCCUCAAGUUCAACAUCUCGGUGCAGAGAGCCGCGCUGAUCGGCGUCUACGGGAGGAAGGGACUGCCCCCUUCUCACACACAGUACGACUUCGUGGAGCUGCUGGACGGAAGCCGACUCAUCGCCAAAGAGAAGCGCGGCCCGGCAGAGCUCGUGCCCGGGGGCAGGAGGGCCCGCUCCGUCACCGUCCACGAAGCAGGAUUCAUCCAGUACCUGGACUCUGGCCUCUGGCACUUGGCCUUCUACAACGACGGGAAGAGCGCCGAGCAGGUGUCCUACAACACCAUCGUCGUCGAAUCCAUCAUGGAGUGUCCACACAACUGCCACGGAAAUGGAGAGUGUGUCUCUGGAACAUGUCACUGUUUCCCAGGGUUCCUUGGGCCUGACUGCUCUAGAGCUGCCUGCCCUGUGCUGUGCAGCGGGAACGGCCAGUACUCCAGGGGGCGCUGCCAGUGUUUCAGCGGGUGGAAGGGCACAGAAUGCGACGUUCCCAACAAUCAGUGCGUCGACGUGCAUUGCGGGGGACACGGGAUCUGCAUCAUGGGCUCCUGCGUCUGCAAUACGGGCUACAAGGGUGACAACUGUGAAGAGACGGACUGCCUGGACCCGUCCUGCUCCUUGCACGGCACGUGUCUCCACGGGGAGUGCCACUGCAACCCUGGCUGGGGGGGCACCAACUGCGAGAUCCUGAAGACCAUGUGCCCAGACCAGUGCUCUGGCCACGGGACUUACCAGGCCGAAAGCGGCACCUGCACCUGCGACAGCAACUGGACCGGUCCCGACUGUUCCGUGGAGGUGUGCGUCACGGACUGCGGCUCGCGCGGCGUGUGCGUGAGCGGCAGCUGCCGCUGCGAGGAGGGCUGGACGGGUCCCGCGUGCGACCAGAGGGCAUGCCACCCGCGCUGCACCGAGCACGGCACCUGCAGGGACGGCAAGUGUGAGUGCAGCCAGGGCUGGAACGGAGAGCACUGCACCAUCGCUCACUAUCUGGAUAAGGUAGUUCAAGACAAGAUAGGAUAUAAAGAGGGCUGCCCUGGCUUGUGCAAUAGCAAUGGGAGGUGCACUCUGGACCAGAAUGGCUGGCACUGCGUUUGCCAGUCGGGGUGGAGAGGGGCUGGGUGUGACGUUGCCAUGGAGACCAUCUGUACCGACUCCAAGGACAACGAGGGAGAUGGAUUAAUUGACUGCAUGGACCCCGACUGCUGCCUGCAAAGUUCCUGUGAGAACCAGCCAUAUUGCCGUGGGUCACCUGACCCCAGUGACAUCAUCAGCCAGAGUCAGCAGCCAGCCCCCACACAAGCUGCCCGGUCGUUUUACGACCGAAUCAACUUCCUGAUGGGACUGGAGAGCACCCAUGUCAUAUUCGGGGAGAAUCCAUUCAACAGAAGCCUCGUGUCCGUCAUACGUGGGCAGGUGAUGACAGCGGAUGGGACCCCCCUCAUUGGGGUCAACGUCUCCUUCCUGCACUAUCCUGCUAAUGGCUAUACCAUCACACGACAGGACGGCAUGUUUGACCUUUUGGCCAAUGGCGGAGCCUCGCUGACCCUCAGCUUCGAGCGAGCUCCCUUCCUCACACAAUACCGCACCGUCUGGAUUCCCUGGAAUGUGUUCCAUGUGAUGGACACCCUGGUGAUGAAGAAAGAGGAGAACGACAUCCCCAGCUGCGACCUUAGCGGCUUUGUGCGACCCAGCCCCUCCAUUGUGUCCUCCCCACUCUCCACCUUCUUCAGGUCCUCACCCAAGACCAGCCCCAUCCUGCCCGAGACACAGGUACUUCAGGAGGAAACCGCCAUCCCAGGAAGUGACCUCAACCUCUUCUACCUAAGCUCCCGGUCGGCCGGCUACAAGCCCAUCCUUAAAGUCACCAUGACCCAGACCAGCAUCCCCUUCAACCUGAUGAAAGUCCAUCUCAUGGUGGCUGUAGUAGGCCGACUCUUCCAGAAGUGGUUCCCGGCAACUCCUGACCUGUCCUACACCUUCAUAUGGGACAAAACCGAUGCCUACAAUCAGAAGGUCUACGGCUUGUCGGAAGCAGUAGUGUCUGUCGGGUUUGAAUACGAGUCUUGUCUGGAUUUGAUUCUCUGGGAAAAAAGAACAGCCCUUUUGCAAGGAUAUGAAUUGGAUGCUUCCAAUAUGGGUGGAUGGACGCUGGACAAGCACCAUGUGUUGGAUGUGCAGAACGGUAUUGUGUACAAGGGGACUGGGGAAAACCAGUUCAUUUCCCAGCAGCCUCCUGUGAUUAACACCAUCAUGGGGAACGGGCGUCGGCGUAGCAUCUCCUGCCCCAGCUGCAACGGCCAGGCAGAUGGCAACAAGCUGCUCGCCCCUGUGGCCUUGGCUUGUGGCAUUGACGGCAGUCUCUUUGUUGGGGACUUCAACUACAUUCGACGCAUCUUCCCUUCUGGGAAUGUCACCAGCGUCAUGGAGCUCAGAAAUAAAGAUUUCAGACAUAGCAACAACCCGGCUCACAGGUACUACAUGGCCACCGACCCCGUCACGGGGCAGCUGUACAUCUCCGACACCAACUCCCGCAGGAUAUACCGGCCGAAGGUGCUGACGGCGACCAAGGAGCUCCUGCAGAACACCGAGGUGGUGGCAGGAACUGGGGAGCAUUGCCUGCCUUUUGACGAGGCUCGCUGUGGGGAUGGAGGCAAAGCUAUGGAAGCCUUACUGAUGGGCCCCAAAGGUAUUGUGGUGGAUAAGAACGGAAUUAUUUACUUUGUUGACGGGACCAUGAUUCGGAAGGUGGACCAGAACGGCAUCAUUUCAACCCUACUAGGAUCUAAUGACCUGACCUCAGCUCGACCUUUGACCUGUGACACCAGCAUGCACAUUCGCCAGGUUCGUUUGGAAUGGCCUACUGACCUGGCCAUCAAUCCCAUGGACAACUCCAUUUAUGUACUGGACAAUAACGUCGUACUGCAGAUCACUGAAAACCGGCAAGUUCGUAUCGCGGCGGGGCGGCCCAUGCAUUGCCAGGUGCCAGGCGUCGAGUACAGCCUGGGCAAGAGGGCGAUCCAGACCACGCUGGAAUCCGCCAGCGCCAUCGCUGUGUCUUACAGCGGCAUGCUCUACAUUGCUGAGACGGACGAAAAGAAGAUCAACCGCAUCAGGCAAGUGUCUACCGAUGGCGAGAUCUCCCAUCUGGCAGGGGCGCCGUCGGAGUGCGACUGCAAGAACGACGCCAACUGCGACUGCUACCAGACUGGAGAUGGCUAUGCGAAGGAUGCCAAGCUCAACGCCCCGUCUUCCAUGGUGGUGUCGCCAGACGGGACGUUAUAUGUGGCCGACUUGGGCAACAUCCGAAUUCGCGCCAUACACAAGAACAAACCCUUGCUCAACUCCAUGAACUUCUACGAGGUGGCCUCCCCUGGAGCCCAGGAGCUGUACAUCUUUGACAUCAAUGGCACCCACCAGUACACAAUGAGCUUGAUCACUGGGGAUUACAUGUAUAACUUCAGCUACAGCAACGAAAACGACAUCACGGCAGUAACGGACAGCAGCGGCAACACCCUGCGUAUCCGUAGGGACCCCAACCGAAUGCCAGUCCGCAUCGUUUCUCCGGACAAUCAGGUGAUAUGGCUUAACGUCGGGACAAACGGGGGGCUGAAGACCCUCACUGCCCAGGGACAAGAGCUGGUCCACUUCACCUACCAUGGAAACAGUGGCCUCCUGGCCACUAAGAGCACAGAGAUUGGCUGGACUACCUUUUAUGACUACGACAGUGAGGGCCGGCUCACAAAUGUGACGUUCCCAACUGGAGUGGUGACCAGCCUGCACAGCGAAAUGGACGGGGCUAUUACGGUGGACAUUGAGACCUCGGGGAGAGAAGAGGACGUCAGCAUCACCACCAACCUCUCAUCCAUUGACUCCUUCUACACCCUGGUCCAAGACCAGUUAAGAAAUAAUUAUCAGGUGGGCCAUGACAACUCCUUGAAGAUCGUCUAUGCCAACGGGCUGGAUACACACUACCAAACGGAGCCGCACGUCCUGGCCGGUGCCGCCAAUCCCACGGUAGCCCGUCGCAAUAUGACACUACCAGGGGAGAACGGGCAAAACCUGGUCGAGUGGCGUUUCCGGAAGGAGCAGACAAGAGGCCGGGUCAAUGUCUUUGGAAGGAAGCUUCGGGUGAACGGUAGAAACCUCUUAUCAGUUGACUACGACCGAACGUUGCGGACAGAGAAAAUUUAUGAUGACCACCGUAAAUUCCUCUUGAAGAUCAUUUACGACACCUCUGGCCACCCCACGCUCUGGGUGCCGAGCAGCAAAUUGAUGUCGGUCAACCUGACCUACUCUUCUACGGGCCAGAUCACCAGCAUCCAGAGGGGGCCGACUUCCGAGAGGGUGGAGUAUGACAGUCAAGGAAGAAUUGUCUUAAGAGUGUUUGCCGAUGGCAAGACUUGGAGCUAUACCUAUUUGGAGAAAUCUAUGGUGCUUUUGCUUCACAGCCAGCGCCAGUACAUUUUUGAUUAUGAUUCACUGGAUCAUCUGUCGGCUGUAACGAUGCCAAGUGUAGCCCGGCACACAAUGCAGACCAUCCGCUCCAUCGGAUAUUACCGGAACAUUUACAACCCCCCGGAAAGCAAUGCCUCUGUCAUUGUGGACUACAGCGAGGACGGCCAACUGCUGAAGGUGGCACACUUGGGGACCGGGCGGCGGGUCCUGUACAAGUACAGGAGGCAGACUAAGCUCUCGGAGAUCCUGUACGACAGCACACGGGUCAGUUUCACAUACGACGAAACAGCGGGGGUCCUGAAGACAGUCAACCUCCAGAGCGAGGGCUUUAUCUGCACCAUUAGGUACCGGCAAAUCGGACCUCUGAUCGACCGGCAGAUUUUCCGCUUCAGUGAGGACGGCAUGGUUAAUGCGCGCUUUGACUAUACGUAUGACAACAGCUUCCGCGUGACCAGUAUGCAGGGAGUCAUCAACGAGACGCCUCUGCCAAUUGACCUCUAUCAGUUUGACGACAUCUCAGGGAAAGUCGAGCAGUUCGGGAAGUUCGGCGUCAUCUACUACGACAUUAACCAAAUCAUCUCUACUGCGGUAAUGACCUACACUAAGCAUUUCGACGUUCAUGGCAGAAUCAAAGAAAUCCAGUAUGAAAUUUUCCGCUCCCUGAUGUAUUGGAUAACUAUACAAUAUGACAAUUUAGGCCGUGUCAUUAAGAGAGAAAUUAAAAUCGGGCCAUUUGCCAACACCACGAAGUACAGUUAUGAAUACGAUGCUGACAGCCAGCUUCAGACAGUCUACUUGAAUGAAAAGAUUAUGUGGCGAUACAACUACGACCUAAACGGGAACCUCCACUUGCUGAACCCGAGCAACAGCGCACGCCUCACCCCACUCAGGUACGACCUGCGUGACCGAAUCACAAGGCUGGGAGACGUGCAGUAUCGCAUGGACGAAGACGGAUUCUUGCGGCAGAGGGGAACCGAGAUCUUCGAGUACAACUCCAAAGGCCUCCUCGUGAGAGUCUACAGCAAAGGCAACGGUUGGACAAUCCAAUACCGUUAUGACGGCCUCGGCAGGAGGGUUUCCACCAGAACGAGUCUCGGCCAGCACCUCCAGUUCUUCUACGCUGACUUGAACUACCCCACCAGAAUCACUCAUGUAUACAACCACUCCAGCUCGGAGAUCACCUCGCUUUAUUACGACCUGCAGGGCCACCUGUUUGCCAUGGAGAUCAGCAGCGGGGAGGAGUUCUACAUCGCCUGUGACAACACAGGAACACCACUGGCUGUCUUCAGCAGCAACGGGCUGAUGAUCAAGCAGGUCCAGUAUACCGCAUAUGGAGAGAUUUACUUUGACUCAAACCCAGACUUUCAGCUGGUGGUUGGCUUCCAUGGCGGCCUCUAUGACCCACUGACAAAGCUGUUGCAUUUUGGUGAGCGUGACUAUGACAUCUUGGCUGGACGUUGGACUGUACCUGACAUUACCACGUGGAAAAGAGUGGGCAAGGACCCAGCACCGUUUAACCUCUACAUGUUCCGAAGCAACAACCCGGUUAGCAAAGUGCACGAAGUAAAAGAAUAUGUUGCAGAUGUUAACAGCUGGCUCGUGACAUUCGGGUUCCAUCUGCACAAUGUCAUCCCAGGCUACCCCAUCCCCAAAUUUGACAUGAUGAUACCGUCCUUUGAAUUGAAGAAAAGUCAGAUAUGGAAUGAUCUGCCGUCCAUUUCUGGUGUCCAACAAGAGGUAGUACGGCAAGCAAAGGCCUUUUUGUCAUUCGAGAAGAUGCCAGACAUUCAGUUGGGCAGGCGGCGAGUCAUCCGGGAGAAGUCAUGGCUGUGGUUCGCUACAGUUAAGUCCCUCAUCGGGAAGGGAGUCAUGCUUGCCAUCAGUCAGGGGCGAGUGACUACCAAUGUGCUCAACAUUGCUAAUGAAGACUGCGUCAAAGUGGCAGCCAUCCUGAACAACGCCUUUUACCUGGAAAACCUGCACUUCACCAUCGAGGGCAGGGACACUCACUACUUCAUCAAGACCGGCCUGCCAGAGAGCGACCUGGGCACAUUGAGACUCACCAGCGGCCACAAGGCCCUGGAGAACGGCGUCAACGUGACGGUGUCCCAGUCCACCACCGUGGUGAACGGCAGGACUCGCAGGUUCGCCGACGUGGAGAUGCAGUACGGGGCGCUGGCUCUGCACGUCCGCUACGGCAUGACGCUGGACGAGGAAAAGGCCCGCAUUCUGGAGCAGGCCCGGCAGAGGGCGCUAGCGUCCGCCUGGGCUCGGGAGCAGCAGCGUGUGCGCGACGGGGAAGAGGGCGCCCGGCUGUGGACAGAGGGGGAGAAGAGGCAACUAUUGAGUGGUGGCAAAGUCUUGGGGUAUGAUGGGUACUAUGUACUCUCCAUUGAGCAAUACCCAGAGUUAGCAGACAGUGCUAACAAUAUCCAGUUCUUAAGGCAAAGCGAGAUCGGGAAGAGGUAACAAACCAUCGAACACCAACUGCCAAAGAAACUGGCCAUUCCCA
Brienomyrus brachyistius is the source of this 8666-nucleotide messenger RNA. RefSeq names its product teneurin-3. The record is from RefSeq and is a predicted model, not a curated record. Gene Ontology annotation, molecular function: protein heterodimerization activity; cell adhesion molecule binding; protein homodimerization activity. NCBI's taxonomy places the organism in Eukaryota, Metazoa, Chordata, Actinopteri, Osteoglossiformes, Mormyridae. Gene Ontology annotation, biological process: heterophilic cell-cell adhesion; signal transduction; neuron development. Gene Ontology annotation, cellular component: membrane; neuron projection.